Ricinus communis (castor bean) is the source of this 1432-nucleotide messenger RNA. Its product is annotated as protein STAY-GREEN homolog, chloroplastic. NCBI's taxonomy places the organism in Eukaryota, Viridiplantae, Streptophyta, Magnoliopsida, Malpighiales, Euphorbiaceae. The transcript has 4 exons. The record is from RefSeq and is a predicted model, not a curated record. Bases 382 to 1203 code for a protein of 273 amino acids.
ACUCGCCAUCAAAGGCUUGCUUUGGCUUUUGGAGUACGACUGUUACCCGCACGCAACUCACGCAAGGAUUCUCUAACCAAAAUCUCCCUUCUUCGGAAUCCAAACGACAAAAAAUUCUUGACUCUUGCUUCUUUGUGCUCCAAACUUGAUGCUUGUAAGUCUCGACUUCCAAUAUUUCAGCAAAUAAGCAAAGCAAAGUUGAAAAAAAGAAAAAACAACUCAACCCAAAGUAUUCAAGCAUCUUAUCUUAUACUUUUUGUUUUUCUUUUUUUAGUAUAAUUAACACUGUUCUUUAGCUUCUACUAAUUGAGCUCCCAUCUCUUGAUGCCCGUAAAGUUGGAAAAUAACGAGGUUUAAUUACGGCUCUAAGAGAAGAGAGAGAUGGGUUCUUUGGCUAUUGUUCCUCUUGUUCUUUCAAAGCCAAGAUCUUCUGUUUUUGAACAGAACAACUCUCUCUUCCCUUCUAAACGAAAGUUCAAGAAGAGGAACUUAUCGUUUAGUCCUGUGGCAAGAUUAUUUGGGCCUUCAAUUUUUGAGGCUUCUAAGCUGAAGGUGUUAUUUGUAGGAGUCGAUGAGAAGAAGCAUCCAGGGAAGUUGCCAAGGACUUAUACACUAACACACAGUGAUGUUACUGCUAAGCUCACUUUAGCCAUCUCACAAACAAUAAAUAAUUCUCAGUUGCAGGGAUGGUACAACAAAUUAUACAGAGAUGAAGUGGUAGCAGAGUGGAAGAAAGUAAAAGAAAAAAUGUCUCUUCAUGUUCAUUGUCAUAUAAGUGGAGGCCAUUUUCUAUUAGAUUUAUGUGCUAGGCUCAGAUAUUUCAUCUUUUGCAAAGAACUUCCUGUGGUACUGAAGGCCUUUGUUCAUGGAGAUGGAAAUUUGUUCAACAACUAUCCUGAAUUACAGGAGGCAUUAGUCUGGGUUUAUUUCCAUUCAAACAUUCCAGAAUUCAACAGAGUAGAGUGCUGGGGUCCACUCAAAGAAGCAGCGGCACCUUCUAGCGGGGUUUAUGGGCUCCCACAUGAAAGCAAUCAGCGAGAGACCCCAGCAAGUAAUUGGGACCUGCCUGAGCCAUGCCAAGAAAACUGCGAGUGCUGUUUCCCACCAAUGAGCGCAAUCCCUUGGUCACAAAAGGCACCAGUGGAUACUGAAAAUAGUAAAGGGGCCCAAAACGGCAUUCAGCAAGCAGCACAAGAGUCCUAAACUGUCCUCUGUCCAUCUGUAUCCUUAAUUUCACGUGUAGUACAGCCUAAUUGUUUUAUAGCAUGUAUAUACCAUGUAGACUGUGAAUAGAAUAGGGAUUUCUCUGUCUUUCAAUUGAUCAGCCCUCUCUUGGUUUUUGAUGAUCUGUUGUGCAUCUUAGAUUUCAAACCCGGAUAUUCUUUAUUAUUUUAAAUGUGCUCUGUGAUGAUGAUGAUUGAGGUUGUCAUGA